AUGCAAACUUCAGCACUGUACUCGAAAUUGAAGACUGACUCAGAUCGUAAGCUGCUCGUUUUGAAGCCCGAAUUGCUAGCAGCUCUUGAAAAAGAUGGAAAACUCGAGUUCAAGGCCUCGAAGCCGGAAGACUCAGUGGUUCUCUGUUCGAAGAACAAGACAUGGCUGUUAAAACAGAAAAACCACUCGAAUACCGUUCUAGUAAUGAAAGAGUUCAUUCCCGAAGAAAUACCAGAGGUUUCGAAAUAUUCGUCUUUCAAGGUGACCGAGCCGUCUUCUUAUCAUUUAGGAUAUGCUAAGCAAAGUAACGAGCUGGAGCCGCGGCUGACCGCAGGGGAAAUUGACAUCAGCCAACUACCGAUAUACACGGGAGAUGCCCAAAGCUUCCAAAUAAUCUCCAAGAGGUCCAACACUGUUCUGUUGACCCUUGAUGAGCUGCGACAAUGCUCACCCUGUUCGCAAGACGAAUUCGCAAUUAAGUGGCCUGUUCUCGGUGGCUGCGUCGUAGAAAAUACAGCAUGCAUCUUAUCCCAUGAAUUUACGUCGAGAGCACUGCACAUAACUCUCAUGAGCUGUAUGGCGGAAUCCCUUGAUUUCGAGGCAUUGGACUUGCCACAGGCCUUUGCGGCUGUCAAUAAAGAUAUGGGUGAGGCUGGAGAGUUCAAUCCAUUUAAUAUGGAGGUGGUUCGCACAAUACUUGGAAAGUUUUGUGUGCUAACUCAGGAGGGCAAAUUUACACUUCAAAGGAAAAGUGUGGGCCAAUGGUAUGGAAUUGAAGCAUUGAGGAAGUUCGCCUCCCGUUCGAUGAUCCCACAAGAAGAAUUCAUGAUUAAAUGGAAAUCCUUGUUCCCGCCUUAUUUCAACUGCGACCUGGACUUUACCACACUACGAGGAAAUUUUUAUCGGCCACUGGGAGCCGGCAUCCAAUACUUCUCCAAAGAAGCGCUCCCCGAUAAUCCUAAGGAUAGGUUUACUUACCUUUUCAAACUUCAGUCAACUUGGGACCUGGAUGAAAUGAGACCAUUUAUUGACCAACUUAAUACCAACAGCUUAAAGAUUGAUAGCUUUGUCAUGAAAUAUGCUAGAAGAAUAAGGCAAGGUAAGCGCACACUUAUAAGUGCACGAUAA
Messenger RNA from Lachancea nothofagi CBS 11611, 1128 nucleotides. Lineage: Eukaryota; Fungi; Ascomycota; Saccharomycetes; Saccharomycetales; Saccharomycetaceae. The record is from the annotation of a GenBank genome assembly.